AAAGUCAACGGACACGAAACAAAAGCCAUAAUAGACUCUGGUAGUGUUUGUUUACUAAUCCGUCGUUCAGUAGGAAGGGAGAAAAUUGGUAAAACUGUAAAUUGUACGCGAGUGUUGCAAGGAUUUGCAGGUGGCACAUACGAACGCACCGCGAAAAUUUUAGUUUCACUCGAAAUUGAUAACGAUCGGCAUCAAGCAAAAUUAUUGGUGGUUGAUAACGACCACAUCGAUGAAGAUGUGUUGCUUGGCAGAGACGUAUUCUGUCAAAAUGGCAAACGACUGGUGAUCGAAAAUGAUAAGUGUACGGUUGAAAAAUUAAAAACAAUAUCGAAUAUUUCAUUGGAUGAACGAUUCAAAUUAAAAUCUAUAAUACAAGCAAACCGAGAUGUCUUUGCUGAAACUGUAUCGGAAUUAGGUAAAUGCGCAGUAUCGAAAAUGAAUAUUAAACUAACCGACGAUAAACCGAUAUGUAUGAAACCAUAUAGAGUGCCAUUUGCUAAACGUAAAAUAGUGUGUCGAUAUCGUGUCUGAAUUAUUUUUAAAUGAAAUUAUUCGAGACUGGUUCACCUUACGCAUCUCCGGUGGUAUUGGUGAAUCUAGAUUAUGCGUAGACUAUAGGUGUCUAAAUAAAAUUACGGAGAAAAACCAAUAUCCUAUGCCAAUUAUCGACGAAGAUUUUGCACAAUUAUCCGGUAACAAAUAUUUUACAACUUUAGACUUAAGGAUGGGAUACCACCAAAUAGAAGUGGAAGAAUCAUCGAAGAAAUUCACUGCCUUUGUAACAACGGAGGGCCAUUACGAGUACAACCGGAUGCCAUUCGGUCUUGUAAAAUAGCCGCGAGAAUGAAUCCUGGUGAAAUACUAGUAUAUUUGGACGAUGUUAUAAUUCCAAGGAAAACGGUGAACGAAGGCCUAUCGCGUUUAACAAAGCUUUUAAAACUUUUACGAGAAAGUGGACUAAAAUUAUCUAGGCCACGUAUCAAAUAAAAACGGUAUUAAGCCGGGUGAAAACAAAAUAACUGCGAUUAAAAACUUUAAUGUACCGAAUAAUAUUACCGAAACUAUACGUUUUUUGGGUUAACCGGGUUUUUUCGAAAAUUUGUGCCCGAAUACGCCCUGAUUUCAAAACCCAUUACUAAACUCCUCGCAAAAAGAAAUGAACCUUUCAAAUGGGGUCAAGAUCAACAAUGUUCAUUUGAAGAUUUGAUCGAACGCCUAAGCAACGCUCCUGUUCUCGCGUUGUAGGAUAGGAUGGCCGAGCAUGAGACACACCGACGCAUGUAGUGUCGGCCUGGCCGGUCGUUACUUCAGUCCAACGACAACAAAGCAUGGAAACCUGUAUUUUAUUUUAGUAGACAUUGUACUCCGGUAGAAAGUAAAUACCACGCUUAUGAGCUCGAGGUGAUCGCCGUAGUUGAGUCCCUCGAGCGAUUUCGAAUGUAUGUUUUGGGGAAAAAGUUUAAGUUGGUGACGGAUUGCUCCGCCAUAGCAAAAGUCAAAGCAAGUAAAGGGUUAAAAUCCCGAAUUUCCCGAUGGUGGAUGAAAUUCUUAGAGUACGACUUCGACACCGUUCAACGUCGAGGAACCCGUAUGGCUCAUGUCGACGUUUCAGCCGCGCACCAGAUCGAAUGACGUCGAAACGGCCGGACUGGCCAUGAAAGUUACUGCUACGUCCGACGACUGGCUGUUAACUAUGCAGCUGCAAGAUCCAAUGUUAACAUCGGUGGUAAGUGUUCUGAAGAAAGAGAAAAUAUCCGAUCAAGAAACCCAUAUCCAGAAAGUUUGCGAAUUAAAAGAUCAUCGAUUAUAUCGUCGCACCGAAGAAGGUUUACGUUUUGUGGAACACUUUGCUGCCGACAAAACAAUUCAACGAAUAAGAUCACAUUUUUUGUUUCUGAAAAUUCGCAAGUACAUUAAAGAUUACUCAGCAGCAUGCCCAAAUUGUUGCUAUAAUAAAUCACGCCACGGUAUGUCAGAGGGUAGUCUACAUUAUAGCGAACCUGAACCCAUACCAUUUGGAUCAUCUGGGACCUUUCAUAAAAAGCAGCCGAGGUAAUUGCUAUAUUUUAUCAAUAUCCGACGCAUUCUCAAAGUAUUUGGUUGUUAAGCCGGUACGAAAUACGAAAACUGCUCCAGUAAUAAACACCUUAAACGAGAUGACAAGUUAUUUUGGGUACUGUAACGUGAAUUGCAUUUAACAUGUUAAAACCGCCGUACGUACUCGGGGAGCCAACGGUCAGGUUGAGCGAGCCAACCAAAAAAUUUUUACUUAUCUUCGAACAACAACCGAGAAACCGAAAGAGUGGGAUGGUAUACUGCGUAACGUCCAGUGGUCUAUCAACUCACAACGCAACGAUACAUCUGGUUACUCGCCAAAUGAAUUGAUCUUCGAUUUCCGUCUUCGCGACAUUGUACAAAAUCGACUUAUUGCCGCUAUUCACGAUACAACCGAUGCUUCGCUUAAUCCGCAACAAAUCGACGAAAGACAACAGCAAGCGCUUCUUAAUAUUACUCAAGAGCGUGAGAAGUGGAAACAGCGUUUCGACGAGAAGCAUCGCAAACCCACAGAGUAUACUGAAGGUAGUCUCGUCGUUAUUGAAAAUGAACCUGCAGCAACCGGCGACUCGAGAAAAUUAGAACCUAAGUUUCGUGGCCCAUACGUCAUCACCCGAAGGUAGGGAAACUACCGAUAUCUGGUAGAUGAUAUACGCGUUCUCAAGAUUACGAAUCGAAAAUUUUGUUCUGUAUUCAGCACCGACAAGAUUAAGCCCUGUUGUCGUAAUGCGCCCGAGUUAGACGACUUCAAUGAGUCAGACGACGAUGACCCGAAUCAAAUCGCGGACGAUUUGGUGUCAGUAUGACAUUAACAUCGUCAUCACUAUUAGUGUAAUUACUAGUUGUCGCUUUUUCUUUGUUAAUGACCGAUAUAGGCUUCUUUACGGAUUUAACAUUAGGAAAUUGCACAAGAUCCACAAAAUUUUGUUAAACAAAAA
Rhagoletis pomonella (apple maggot) is the source of this 2993-nucleotide messenger RNA. RefSeq lists its product as uncharacterized. The record is from RefSeq and is a predicted model, not a curated record. The annotation marks the transcript as partial. NCBI's taxonomy places the organism in Eukaryota, Metazoa, Arthropoda, Insecta, Diptera, Tephritidae. The transcript has a single exon.